AUGACGACAUUGAAAAUAAUUCUUUACUGCAACGGCGUAUGGGAUGACAGUUUUAACUACUCGAAUUACAAAAUCAAAGGAGUUUUGCUUAAGGAGGACACGGAUUUUGAAAUGCUGAAAUUGCUGAUAUGUGGUGUACUGAAAGAGAAUAGUUGGCAAACCAAUUUAGAUAUCAAAUAUCAAUUGGAACCUAAUCAGCAGCCAGUGGAUAUCGAUGAUGAUGAAAGUGUGCAGUUCUACAUAGAACUGAAAAGAAACGAAGCGAGAAUGACUCACUUUCCUUUGUGUGUCACGGCGAACCAAGUUGAAAAUCAUCAACUUAUGAUUGAUAUCAACAAUGUACCUUUGAAUAAUUUUGAAGAAGAGCCAAUGGAAGAAUCAUUCUCAGGUAACACGAGCUUUGAUAUUGUGAAAUAUGUUGAAUUGAUAUGCAAAAACUCAGAUUGUACAGAAGAGGAGACCUUCAGUAUACCAGCUGAUUCAGAAAUUGUGUCCACCACCAGUGUGAAAGAAGUUUAUAUUGGACAAGUAUUCAAAGACAAAAGGUAUCUUCAAUCUUGUCUUAGUUUUUAUGCAAUUGAGAAUCAUUUUCAAUUUAAAGUGAGUAAGUCGUGUACGAAGGAAUAUUUGGUAAAUUGUAUAGAUGACAGUUGUAAUUGGGUUGUGAGGGCUUCUAGCGACGGGAAAACAAAGAUGUUUGUUAUUAGACGAUUAAACAACAUCCAUACUUGUCCCACUGAAAUCAGAAUGGAAGAGAAACGGCAAGCAACCGCUGCAAUAAUUGGUGAAGUUAUCAAAUCGAGGUUCUUCAAUGUCAAAACAGUGUACACGCCGGCAGACAUCAUAACUGACAUGCAAAAAAAAUAUGGGGUGGUUUUGUCUUACAAUAAGGCAUGGAGGUCGAGAGGGAAGGCGCUUGAUACCGUUCGUGGUAUACCGCGGGAAUCGUAUUCUGUUUUGCCUAGUUUCUUACAUAUGGUAAGGCAAACGAACCCCGGAUCAGUUGUUGAUUUGAUUAGAUCUGAAGGAAACAGAUUUAAAUAUGUUUUCAUGGCUCUGGAUGCAUCUAGAAAAGGUUGGAUCUAUUGUAGACCGGUUAUUGUAGUGGACGGGACGUUUUUAAAAUCGAACUACGGCGGAACCCUACUUACUGCAUCGACACAAGAUGGGAAUGGUAAAAUUUUUCCACUAGCAUUUUGUGUAGUUGAUUCCGAAAAUAAUGAAUCCUGGAAAUAUUUUUUUAUAAAACUGAAAGAAACUUUUGAGAAGAAGGACAACUUGUGCAUCGUUUCCGAUAGGCAUGAAAGCAUAUCUAAUGCUGCAGGAACAGUUUUUCCAGAAGCUAGACAUGUAAUUUGCAUGUAUCAUCUCUUGGGUAACAUAAAAAAACACUUUAGAGUAAAUGCGAAAAGGUUGAGGGACAAUUUUUUUGGGGCUGCGAGAGCAUACACAUUAACUGGUUUUAACUACUUCAUGGAAGAGCUCGAUAGCAUGAACGCAGGAAUACGACCGUACCUUGAAGGAAUUGGAUUUGAUAAAUGGGCAAGAUCACGUGCAAAGGCUAACAGAUACUCUACAAUGACAUCGAACAUUGCUGAGUCGAUUAAUGCAUCGCUAAAGGCAGCCAGGGAAUUGCCUAUAUCAACACUCUUAGAGUAUGUGAGGCGUCUAGUCCAAGAAUGGACAUAUAAGAAUAGGAAUAUUGCACUAUCAACGGGAACAAAAUUGACGAAUAGAGCAGAAAAUGAACUGAGGGAAAAUUAUGCGACAUCUAUGACAAUGAAGGUUAUACCAUCAGUAACCUUAAUAUAUAGUGUCGAAGAUGGUGGUGGCACUAUGACAGUGAAGCUAAAAGAGAAGGAGUGCUCUUGUGGAAGGUUUCAAAUCGAUGAAAUCCCGUGCCCACACGCCAUUGCAGUUUUGACCAAGUUUCAUUUAGAUCCAUAUCAAUAUUGUUCUCAAUUUUUCACCAAGGAAAAUUUUCUGAAAGUUUAUGAGGCAGUUGUUUAUCCUGUGCCUAGUAAAAGUGAAUGGGAUGUGCCUUAUGAAGUUGAAAGUAUUGAAGUUCGACCUCCUAUCGUGAAGCUACCAGCGGGGCGACCAAAAAAACAAAGAAUAAAGGGAUAUGCGGAAGGAAGCGGAACAAUCAACUGCAGCCGAUGUGGAAAAAAGGGACAUAAUAAGAAGACUUGUCGGGGCAUACCAAAGUAG
Messenger RNA from Mercurialis annua (annual mercury), 2211 nucleotides. RefSeq lists its product as uncharacterized. Gene Ontology annotation, molecular function: nucleic acid binding; zinc ion binding. The record is from RefSeq and is a predicted model, not a curated record. NCBI's taxonomy places the organism in Eukaryota, Viridiplantae, Streptophyta, Magnoliopsida, Malpighiales, Euphorbiaceae. Bases 1 to 2211 code for a protein of 736 amino acids. The transcript is spliced from 2 exons.